GUCACUUUCUUUCCGGAUCCAGGCUCAUAGCAAGCUGUAGAGAUGUUGAUGCCCAAGAAGAAUCGCGUUGCCAUCUACGAGCUCCUCUUCAAGGAGGGCGUGAUGGUGGCCAAGAAGGACGUCCACCUAGCCAAGCACCCGGAGCUGGCAGAGAAGAACGUGCCCAACCUGCACGUGAUGAAGGCCAUGCAGUCUCUCAAGUCCUGCGGCUACGUCAAGGAGCAGUUCGCCUGGCGCCACUUCUACUGGUACCUCACCAACGAGGGCAUCCAGUACCUGAGGGACUUCCUGCACCUGCCCCCCGAAAUUGUGCCCGCCACCCUCCGGCGCCAGACCCGCCCCGAGACCGCCCGCCCAAGGCCCAAAGGUAUGGAGGGGGAGAGGCCAGGUCGCAUGGCUCGUGGAGAGGCUGACAGAGACACAUACAGGCGUUCCGCUCAGCCAGCCGGCGGCGACAAGAAGGCCGAAGCAGGUGCAGGAGCUGCCACAGAAUUCCAGUUUAGGGGUGGUUUCGGACGUGGCCGGGGACAGCAGCCUCAGUAAUUUUAUGCUCAGUUCCUGUGAAUUAAAGUUCUGUAAAACACACGCUCAUUGCUAUGGUGAAUU
Molecule: messenger RNA, 606 nt
Organism: Megalops cyprinoides (Indo-Pacific tarpon)
Lineage: Eukaryota; Metazoa; Chordata; Actinopteri; Elopiformes; Megalopidae
Product: 40S ribosomal protein S10-like
Exons: 6
Coding region: 43-543 (166 amino acids)
Cellular component (GO): cytosolic small ribosomal subunit
Molecular function (GO): structural constituent of ribosome; RNA binding
Source: RefSeq, a predicted model, not a curated record